AUGGUGGCACGUCGCGAGUCCCGCGGAACGUGGAAUGAGCUGCCGAAACGAAGCAGGACAAGCCGUCCAAACAAUCCGUCUGGAACGAGAGGGGAGCUGCGGGAAACCAGCACAACGGGGAAUCAAGAGUCUUCCCCUGAGAGAGACGUUUACGAGCUUAUGAAAGCUCUACUUAAGAAAAAGACUCUUUCGCGACAAGAUCUUAAGUUAAUCCUUAAAUGGGCGCCGGUUAAGAUCCCCGCGGUGGCUGCUUCUUCUAUUUUUACGGAUGAACUUUGGGACGAUGUGGGGGUCAAGUUAUGGGACGCAGCCACCUCAGGAGAUGAGAAGCGCACCGCCGCCGCGGCGGGAAACGAUCGUGAGGCGGGAAAAUGGGGGAGAAAUGGGGGUGGGAGGAAGAGGAGGGGCCGGGGGGGCGGUUUGGGGAGGGGGGACACGGGUUUUGGGGUAAAAAGGGGGGGAUUUGGGAAUUUGGCGCCUUUUGGGGAACUUCGGGUGGGUUCAGGUCCCUUCGGUGUCAUUCGGGCCCCUUCGGGUGCGUUCGGCUCCACUCGGGUCCCUUCGGGUGCGUUCGGCUCCCCUCGGGUCCCUUCGGGUGUGUUCGGGUCCCUUCGGGUGCGUUCGGCUGCACUCGGGUCCCUUCGGGUGGGUUCGGGCCCCUUCGGGUGCGUUCGGCUCCACUCGGGUCCCUUCGGGUGCGUUCGGUUCCACUCGGGUCCCUUCGUGCGCGUUCGGCUCCACUCGGGUCCCUUCGGGUGGGUUCGGGUCCCUUCGGGUGCGUUCGGCUCCAGUCGGGUCCCUUCGGGAAGACUUCGGGUCUCUUCGGGUGUGUUCGGGUCCCUUCGGCUGCACUCGGGUCCCUUCGGGUGCGUUCGGCUGCACUCGGGUCCCUUCGGGUGCGUUCGGCUCCACUCGGGUCCCUUCGUGCGCGUUCGGCUCCACUCGGGUCCCUUCGGGUGGGUUCGGGUCCCUUCGGGUGCGUUCGGCUCCAGUCGGGUCCCUUCGGGAAGACUUCGGGUCUCUUCGGGUGCGUUCGGGUCCCUUCGGGUGCGUUCGGCUCACUCGGGUCCCUUCGGGAAGACUUCGGGUCCCUUCGGGAAGACUUCGGGUCCCUUCGGGAAGACUUCGGGUCCCUUCGGGUGGGUUCGGGUCCCUUCGGGUGCGUUCGGCUCCACUCGGAUCCCUUCGGGAAGACUUCGGGUCCCUUCGGGUGUGUUCGGGUCCCUUCGGGUGCGUUCGGCUGCACUCGGGUCCCUUCGGGAAGACUUCGGGUCCCUUCGGGUGCGUUCGGCUCCACUCGGGUCCCUUCGGGAAGACUUCGGGUCCCUUCGGGUGCGUUCGGCUCCGCUCGGGUCCCUUCGGGUGUGUUCGGGUCCCUUCGGGUGCGUUCGGCUCCACUCGGGUCCCUUCGGGAAGACUUCGGGUCCCUUCGGUUCUGAGGUGAUUUGUGUCGCUGCCGGCGGGGCAGGAUGGCGGCUGCGGACAUCGAGGUGCUGCUGGGCGUGGGCGGGGCUGGCGCUGGCCCGCAGCCAAUGGCUGCGCUGGGAGGGGCUGUGGGCGGGGCUGCAGGAGCUGCUGCGCCGGGACCCGCCGAGAUUCCGGAAACUGGAAGAAACCCUCGUGUUGUCUCAACUGCGCCAGGGGGACCCCCCGAUGACGUCACUGCCCCCCCCAGGGGACCCCGCCCCUUUUCGCCACCUCAUCCUUCCCGCCCUCGAGCUCCAUUUAAGGCAAAAAGCCGCCAGAUUGGCCGAUUACUACGGGGGCGGAGCCUCUGAGCAGCCAAUUGGAAGUGGUGCCGUCCACAGCCCCCCAAGGGACGUUGCCCAGGCGCUGGCCAAUGAGAUGCAGCGCCUAUGCCACGCCCACCGCCGAGGCCACGCCCUCCGGAAUCAGCUUUCCUGCCAUCGGCGCCUCCUCCCCCAGGUCCUGGGGCGCAUCGCGGCCGCCUUGGGGCGCCUGGCCGGCUUCUCGGCCGCCUGGGCGCAGCGGGACCAGCACCGGGGGCGUUACCUGGAGGCCAGGGGCGUGGCCCUGCUGCUCAAGAUCCGGUUGGAGGAGCUGAGGGUGCUGCUGGACACGUACUCGCCCGGCGUGGUGGACGCGCAUCGGAGGAUCAGGUCUCUCCUCCAAUCAGAAUCCUCCGUCGCCGCCGCCGAGUCCUCCCGCCUGCGGGGGGCGCUCUCCUCCUUCCGCGCCCUGGGUCCCGGGUUCGAGGCCCAGGCGCGGGACUACGGGCGGCUACGCCAGCGCCUGCGCCACCGCCGCUGGGCCCUGCGCCAGCUCCGCCCCCCGAGCCCCGCCCCCUCCUCCUGACCCCGCCCCCUCCUCCUGACCCCGCCCCCACCCCGUUUUCACCCCUAAAAUUAAACACUUUGGGCAAAA
Molecule: messenger RNA, 2385 nt
Organism: Columba livia (rock pigeon)
Lineage: Eukaryota; Metazoa; Chordata; Aves; Columbiformes; Columbidae
Gene: HAUS4
Product: HAUS augmin like complex subunit 4
Exons: 9
Coding region: 1-2316 (771 amino acids)
Biological process (GO): centrosome cycle; spindle assembly
Cellular component (GO): HAUS complex
Molecular function (GO): microtubule minus-end binding
Source: RefSeq, a predicted model, not a curated record